AUGCAACAGCUUGAGAAGAACCUGGAAGAGGAACAAUCUGUGAGUUAUCCAAGCAGGGAGAGACUGCGAUAUCUUAAAAGAGAGCUGGUGCAUGCUUACAAAGAUGAUGAGAUGUAUUGGAAACAGAAAAGUAGGCAAAAGUGGCUAAGAUUAGGUGAUGGAAACACCAAUUUUUUUCACGAUUCGGUCAGAUGCGCUAGAAAUCACAAACGUCUGGAAUCACUGCGAGAUGUGAAUGGGGUAGAACAAAGAUCAGAAGCUGCAAAAGGAGAUGUGGCAGUGAGCUACUUCAAGAAUCUGUUUCAGUCUUCAAACCCGACAGCCUUCCAAAGUUGGUUUGGAGAUAUGAUUCCAAGGAUCUCUUCGACAAUGAAUGAAUCCCUGAUCAAGGAGGUGUCGGAUCGUGAGAAAAAACAGGCUGUGUUCUCAAUUAAACCUUCAAGUGCUCCUGGGCCUGAUGGAAUGACUGGUCUCUUCUUCCAACAAUUUUGGAACAUUAUUGGUAAGGAAGUGUCUACAGAAGUGAGAGCAUUCUUUAUCACCGGAGUCUUCCCCAGGGAAUGGAAUUACACUCACUUAUGCCUGUUGCCAAAAAUUGUGGAUGCAAAGGAAAUGACGGACUUGAGGCCAAUCAGUCUUUGUUCAGUUUUGUAUAAAAUUUUCUCGAAGAUUUUGGUGAAAAGGCUGCAACCAUUCUUAUCUCAAAUUGUCUCUGUCAAUCAAUCGGCGUUUGUCUCGGAAAGAUUGAUCUCGGACAACAUCAUCAUAGCACAUGAGUUGGUGCAUGCUUUGCGUACUCACCCUACUAUAAGUGAAGAGUUCAUGGCUGUAAAGUCAGAUAUGUCGAAAGCAUAUGAUAGGGUGGAAUGGGCUUAUCUAAGGGCGUUGUUGUUGGCUUUGGGAUUCCAUGGAGAAUGGGUUAAGUGGAUCAUGUACUGCGUAUCGUCUGUUUCUUUCUCAGUACUCAUUAACGAUCAGCCUCAUGGGAUCAUUACACCGCAGAGGGGUUUGAGACAGGGAGAUCCCUUAUCACCGUUUCUCUUUGUGUUGUGUACGGAAGGAUUAUCCCAUUUGUUAAACCGAGCAGAGAGAAUUGGAGUGCUUAGAGGGAUCAGUUUUCAGGAAAAUGGUCAUUCGGUGCAUCACUUGUUGUUCGCGGACGAUAGUUUAUUUCUGUGUAGAGCGUCAAAUCAAGACUGUGAGUCUUUGAAAGACAUAUUGACUAUUUAUGGAGAUGCGACUGGCCAAGUGAUCAAUCAAAAGAAAUCUUCAGUGACUUUUGGAGCAAAGACUGAGAUGGAGCAAAGGAAAAGGAUCCAACAGAAGCUACAUAUUUUUAAUGAAGGAGGAGCGGGAACUUACUUGGGUUUGCCAGAGUGCUUCAGUGGCUCAAAAAUAAAACAGUUGGACUACAUAAGGGAAAGAGUUCAGACGAGAGUUUCUGGGUGGUUCUCGAGAACCUUAUCUCAAGGUGGCAAGGAGACUCUUCUCAAAUCGGUCCUCUCGGCUAUGCCGGUUUAUGCCAUGUCUUGUUUCAAAUUGCCAAAAGCGAUUUGUGAUAAUCUAAGAAGUGCAAUGUCCAACUUCUGGUGGAGCGCAGUAGAGCACAAGAGGAAAAUUCACUGGAUCAGUUGGGAUAAAAUGUGCCUUCCUAAGCAGUUGGGUGGUUUAGGUUUUAGAGACAUUGCUGAUUUCAAUCAAGCUCUACUGGCUAAACAAGCGUGGAAGAUCUUACACGACCCUCAUUGUUUGCUGGCGAGUCUCUUAAAAAGCAGAUAUUUCUCGGAAAGAGUCUAUUAUGUCUGCAAAGGUGGGCUACAGACCUUCGUUCGCUUGGAGAAGCAUUUUAUGGGGAAGAGAGCUUUUAGAAAAAGGGCUGAGAAAGAGAGUUGGAAAUGGAAACACUCUAAGUGUUUGGACGGAUAA
Molecule: messenger RNA, 1926 nt
Organism: Microthlaspi erraticum
Lineage: Eukaryota; Viridiplantae; Streptophyta; Magnoliopsida; Brassicales; Brassicaceae
Source: the annotation of a GenBank genome assembly